Molecule: messenger RNA, 1952 nt
Organism: Branchiostoma belcheri (Belcher's lancelet)
Lineage: Eukaryota; Metazoa; Chordata; Leptocardii; Amphioxiformes; Branchiostomatidae
Product: zinc finger protein OZF-like
Exons: 6
Coding region: 101-1546 (481 amino acids)
Biological process (GO): regulation of transcription by RNA polymerase II
Cellular component (GO): nucleus
Molecular function (GO): DNA-binding transcription factor activity, RNA polymerase II-specific; RNA polymerase II transcription regulatory region sequence-specific DNA binding
Source: RefSeq, a predicted model, not a curated record
CGAAAUGCCAAAGCGGCAGGAAGAUUGUUUCUCUAAAAUCUGAGCCGGUUUUAAGGAAGAUUCGGCGUUUUGUCGACCCUACAACAACAGAAACACACGGAUGGCUUCAGCAAGCUGUGGGUCUCCAAUCGAGGUUUCACAUGAAUCCUUCCCACUGUUGAGAGCUGGCAUCAAAACAGAGCCAGAAUCUGACCUUGGGAGCUCCCAGGUCAAGGUCAAAAUGGAGGAUUCCAAGAAUUGUGGGUCUCCAACCAAAGUUUCCCAGAAAAGCCUCCCACCAUUGACAGAUGACAUCAAAACAGAGUCAGGAAUUGAUCAUGACCUUGGGGGCUCCGAGGUCAAGGUCAAAAUGGAGGAUUCGCCUAGCAACAGUGGUGAUGAGGAGCCCAACAUGUAUGAGGAUGAGGAUGACAACACGACUGAGCUAACUGAUUACUACGGUAACCAGUUUGGAGCUGUGUCCUCCCAACAGGUGAACUGGGCGGCCUGCCGAACGAACAGGACCAGUGAGAAACCCUACAUGUGCUGGGAAUGCGACUACCGAACGGCGAACAAGUCCCACCUCUCCCUCCACAUAAAAAAACACAACGGAGAGCGAGUGUACAGUUGCAAACAGUGCGAUUUCUGCGCAGCGAAGAAAAAGGACUUAGACACACACAUGGCGGCGAAACAUCGCGGAGAGAAACCCUACAAAUGUAAAGAGUGUGGGCUGACAUUCGGUUCCAAGUUCGGCCUGUCGAAUCACAUGAAAACCCACACAGGAGAGGAGCCGUACGUGUGUGAGGAGUGCGAGUACACCACGUAUGUGAAGGGCAGCAUGGCCGUGCAUAUGAAGAUCCACACUGGGGUGAAACCCUACAGGUGUGACCAGUGCGACUACCGCUCCGCUACAAAAAUCCAGCUGGACCGGCACCUGAAACAACACACAGGUGACAAACCCUACGUGUGCACAGUGUGCGGCCACAGGGCAGCGCUCAAAUCCCAUCUCGAUCAGCACAUGAAGACCCACGUCGGGGAAAAGUCAUUCAAGUGUGACCAGUGUGACUUCAGCACGGUGUGGAAGGGCAGUCUGGACAUCCACUUGGCCAAACAUGCCGACGAGAAACCCUACAUGUGUGGGGAGUGUGGCUUCAGAACUGUGUAUAAAGUCAGCCUGGCUAAGCACAUGUCCACCCACACCCGGGACUACCCUCACAAGUGCACCCUCUGCAGCUACUCUUCGGUGCAGAAGAAAAACCUGGAAAUCCACAUGGCAAAACACAUGGGCAUCCCAAUGGAGAAACGCUACGUUUGCAAGGACUGUGGUUUCCGUACUGCCUACCACUCUGGUCUCGCCAGGCAUCUGAAGAGACACAAGGGGCUGAAGCCGUUCAAAUGUAGCCAGUGUGACUUUGGUGCGAUCGACCAGAAAACUUUGGACAGUCACGUGGCCAAGCACAAGGGGAAGGAGCCGUUUGUGUGCAACAAGUGUGGGUUUAGAACAAUCAGCAGGUCUCACCUGUCUAAACAUUAUGUAACACACGCACCUGAAAAUCCAGACGGUUGAAGCAUAAUACACAAUACAUGCACCUGAAAUUUUGGCUGAAAACCCAGAGUAAGACACUACACAACGCAUGCACCUGACAACCCAGAGUAAAACAUUACAGAACAAGUUUAUUGCAGCAGCCUACCACUUUGGCCAGGCCAGUAAAACAUGACACAACACAUGCACCUGAAUUUCUGGGUGAGAACCCAGAGUAAAUUCAAUGCAUACACCUGAAAACCCAGAGUAAAACAUUACACAGAGAAAGUUGCAAGUUCUUUCCCAUAGGCUACCUACACCAAGUACCUGUAACAUGAAAAAAAAAAGGAUGGACAUUGGACAACAGGUGACAAUACAUCCGUAAAUAAUUUCAUCAGGUUGGUAAACGCCUAAAUAGCAAAGUUUUUUCUAUCACAACCAUUUAUUUUUC